AUGAGUGCCUGGGGCCUAGCCAAUAAUGCUGGCAGUCAACAACCACCUGCUGUGCCCCCGUUUGCCCCAACACCUCCGCCACCGUCCGUGGAUAGCAACUUCCCGCCGCCACCGCAACUCAGACAGCCGUCACCGCCACGGCGAAUGCUGACCCGGAGUCGCAGUCGAAGCCCAGACCGUAGCUCAGCAAUCGAGUCUCAGCAAUCACAAAGUGGUGGCGAAGAUGAAGAGGAACCUCCCUUUCACUGGCGUGAGCUAGUUGAGGAUCAAAGCGUCCCUUGCGACGACGAAAUGAAGUACAUUUUAACUAAAGAGGAGCACAGUGCGCUAGAGAUUAAGCAUUGGGAGAACCUGACUUUCUUUCCACUUGAUGAUCCGGCCUUCUACGCAACCGACGCCGGUCGAGUUGACUGGCUCGUGGAGAGCUUUAAUGGCACCAAAGACCUGCCAAACAAGCAUUACCUUAUGCGAUCUCCUAUCGUGCGUGUUGGAGACUAUGACUGGCGCCUGAAGCUAUACCCUCGUGGUAACGGCAGUGGCGCGGUGUCUGUGUACCUCGAGUGCGUAACGAUGCAGAAGGCCGACUUUGAAGAGUUUGAGCCCUUCGAUGUUCUGCCGUUCCCGACUUUGCAGGGCUACUCCUCAGACGCCAUGAAGAAGCGUCGGUCGAUCGCUGUUCAGCUGUCGCUGAUCGUGUACAAUCCGGCCGAGCCACGCACGCACAUGUUCAAGAAGGAUGCGUAUCGCUUCUCCAAGCGCUCUCCCGACUACGGCUACCGGUACUUCUUCUAUCCGGAAGAGAUGUGCGCAAGGUCUCACGGUCAGCGUCAGCCAUUACUACGGAACGAUAAACUCGCAUUCUCCGCCUACAUUCGCAUUGUCAAUGAUCCGACAGGGUGUCUGUGGUUAUCAGAUUCACGUGACUCUUUCGAAGAGAGCAUCCACUCUACCGGGUUGCGGCCGUUCUGUGGACAGUCGCCAGUGAUGGCUGCAUAUCUUCCGCUCCUGCACUUCGAGCCAUUCAGAAAGCUCAUAAUGCAGCAAGCUGAACCAUCAAAGCUCAUCUAUGACAUACAAACAGUUCUGUACAAGAUGCUCACUCGCACGCGAUCGGGUGGAUAUGGAAGGUUCGCUAAGUACGGCCUUUCAGAUGCCAUCACAUGCUUGCGACGCUUGACCGACAUGCUCUGCACGCAGCUCGGCCACGAGGAUAUGCAGCGUAAUUGCAGUCUGAUGAGUUACGAGACCGGAGCUUUCUUCUUCAACAGAUUGAGGACCAAAUGUACCGGAUCCGUCCAAGAGGCCGUGAACAACCAUGCCACCAUCAGCGCCUCUGCAGUUCUGACCUUGGAGCUGCAAAGGCAAGAGUGGGUUGCAGAUCAGCGCAAGUGGAUCAAGCUCACAAAUACCGUUAAGGUAGAGGAAGCUCUUUCGGUGGGAUCGGAACGGUACACUCUGUAUGCGGCCAUCACCCAUAGCGGACACCUGCAAUCCAACAUACACAAUGUCUACGUUCGGCCCGACCUCCGGGCGGAUCGCUGGUAUGCCUACAAAGACGGCGUUGUCACUGCAAUGACGUUCAAACAGGCAGUCUCUGCGCACGAAGGGGCGCAACGGCAAGACGCAGGUCAUUUGCGGGCCUCAUCACUGAGCAACGGCCGCAUCAGAUAUGAUGAUGAGGUUAUCUAUGCGGUUAUGUAUGUUCGCGACGACUGCCGUCGUUACACAUACGAUACAAUUAUGGAGCAGACGGUGUGGGAAGUGCCUGAAGCGAUCCGUAAGGGCAAGCCGUAUCAGCGAUUCAAAGAUGGGAAGACGCCACCCAAGGAGUUUCUCGACCAUAACUCUGACCUAGCUUUCCGCGCCGAACAGGACCAGGAUGAGCAAGAAGAGCGAGAGCGCGAGGAGCGAUAUAUCCGCUCCGUCACCCCAAUUUACAUGCCUAAAGAUGGGGAUGGUGAUGUACACCUGAGCGACGUUGAUGACAUGCCGCCUGAAGAACCGAACCCAAUGCUGGUUACUACUGUGCCAUCUGCAUCGCACAAAUGGCAAGCCUACCAAGAUUGCCUUGGUUGUGAUUACUAUCAAGGCGAGGUCUUCGGGGAUAAAUUCCAGGGUAAAGGUUGGCUUGUAACGAUGUCCGGCAAUAGCUACACUGGCGACUUCUAUCAGGGCAAAAAGGAGGGCCAGGGUACCAUGGUGUACGCCUCAGGCGACGUUUAUGAGGGCGAGUGGAAGGACGACGUGCAGCAUGGUCACGGUAAGUUGACGUACGCUGUGUCCGGAAGCAUCUAUGUCGGUGAGUGGCAGGAGGGCAGGAAGCACGGCAAGUUCCAUCUCGAAGGGACCGUUACAGAGGAUGACAAAAGCCUUUGCACGAUUUGCUAUGAGCGCGACGUCACAACAGCAUUCUACGAUUGCGGACACGUCUUGGCGUGCAAGGAGUGCGCCCAUCAGAUUGACAAUUGUCCGAUAUGCCGGCGUAGAGUGCUUGCGCGACUGCAAAUCUAUGGCGUGAAGAUGUCUUUGGAAUAA
Molecule: messenger RNA, 2535 nt
Organism: Baudoinia panamericana UAMH 10762
Lineage: Eukaryota; Fungi; Ascomycota; Dothideomycetes; Mycosphaerellales; Teratosphaeriaceae
Exons: 1
Coding region: 1-2535 (844 amino acids)
Biological process (GO): protein deubiquitination
Cellular component (GO): cytosol
Molecular function (GO): cysteine-type deubiquitinase activity; protein binding
Source: RefSeq, a predicted model, not a curated record